CCAGGCGCAUGCGCCGCGUCCGCCACAGUUCCACAUUUAAAACCUUUUGUUUUUAAUCAAAUUACCGUUAAAACCGUUUAUAUCGAAUUUCUCCCAAAAUUCCAAAGUGAAUUUAGCUACAAGUGAGAUUUAAAGUGUAUUUAGACUGUUAUCUGUGUUCAAAGUGAAAUCGCAAGGACAAUGACGAGUUUAGUGAUGUAUUGUCGAUUAUAACGGCCGGAUAAUUGAAGUGAAUUACAGUGAAAUAAACAUGGAGGAUGUUUACACGAUAAAGGUUAAGACGAAGCCUGACACGAGGAAUCUGUACCCUUCGGAGAGAAGGUACUCAGCUUCAACCGUAUCAGGACUGGCCUGGGUGCACAUUGCAUUGGCCGCGACGUCAUUUCUCCUAGCUUGCCUAGCUUUGGUCAACCCUACUUCGGAUAUAAAGCGGCUAACUUUAAAUGACACUGAAGAAACAGUCGUUGAUAGACACGAACUAGCAUUUAAUUUGACUAAUAAUUAUGAUGAAGAAAGAUCUGCUGAUUACAUUGAAUCUACGACGGAUGGUAUUACUACAGAGCGGAACGAUGAAGAGAGUAAAGAGAAAGCUGAAGAAGAUAUAAAUGUUGAUAAAAGAGAUAACAACUACAUUCUAGUUUUAGCACCGACUUUGCUAACAGUUUUCGCUUUAGCCGCCGGCAUAGCAUCAAUUAUGGCUUCAGCAAGAUGGUAUAUCGACAGAAACAUAACGUGGUUGUUCUGUAUGUCGGUUUUAUCAACAUUAUUUGCCCUCACAUCCUUCAUAAUGAUAGCAACAUGGUUUGCUAUGACAGAAGAUGACAUUUCAGAGUUUUACAAAGACAAAGUGCCUUUUAAAGACUAUUUUGUAGUGAAACAGAGUGAUGUCGUUCACAAAAACGAAUCUCAUAUUGUUGUUAAGACUUCUUCCAACGAAAACGAAGAUGACCACUCGCAUUUGUUUACAAAACGCGUUCUAUCUAUAAACAUACUCAUUGCUUCGUUUCUUGAACUGCUAUGGUCGAUUUUAAGCGUAAAAAUCUCAUAUAAAGGAAUGAGGAAUAAUUAUAAGGAAGAUAACGAUAGAAGAGGGAAUUGCAUAUCAGUUGUGACAACGAUUAAAGGUAACACGAACAAGCUGCCGAGAAACGCUAAACUCAUACCGCCAAAACCUGAUUUGAUAGACCACUAUCCCAGCACGAAAAUAAAGAGGAUAUUCCUAGCUCAAAGUGACAAUGGAUUCUACUUGAAAAACCAGAAUAACAAAGCGAAGAACACUGAGACAAGCUCAGAGUUUUACAAAGAAAGAAUGAUGAAUUUCCUCAACAGAUGCGCUUCUCAGGCGAAUAACUCUGAGAUGAUAACUCCCAGCGAGCACUCAGAGUCCGUACUUAAUGCUAUCCCUGAGGUGACGAACGUUGAAGUCACGAUAGAAAAUGACAAUAAAGACAAUAGAGUGACCCCUGUAAGUUGGGGUGACACCCCGGAUCACACAAUUUAUAACCAGAAUAAUAUUAAUUUCGAAAAGAUUUUUAAUUUUAAGAAAGAAGAAGAAAAAAUUGACGACACUCAUGAAGAAAAAGAUAAGCCAAGUGAUUAGGUUGUGAAAUACUUAUUUAGAGGUAUAAAUUUAAAAAAUGGUUAAGUGCAGUGUUCAUAAUUUAAGAAAAAAUGUUUAUGGUAUGUUUUGUGUGGUUGCAUGGUAUAUAUACCUAAUUACUUAUGUAACAUUUUUUUUAUCUUUAUUCGACGUCUUGAUUACCUUGAUCAAGCUUGAUAAAAAAGAAAUAAAAUCGCAAGUAUGACUUUAGAAUGUAAAUUGUAAUACCUAUAUGUGUAGUGCAAGUUAGUUUUCAUAAAAAAAAAACAAAAAUAUUUAUUUUUCAAAAUUGGCUUACAAAGUUAGCGCUUUUUGAACGUCAAAAAAAAUUAAUUACAACAUAAAUAUUAUGUAACUAGCUGUAAAACUACUACCACAUCGGAAUCUGUAACGCUGAGGGAAAGACGUGGCCAGAAAACCUCCCAGCACAGGGCCCUAGUCCUACUGUUUCAUAUUUUCCUUUCUUCUUUUUUUUAAAUCCAGUUUGUAUUACAUAAUUUAUAGACUUAAAUACAAUGGUAUUCCAAUUAGCCGGUGGAAGGAAAGUGAAAAAUAAAGAGUUUAUGUGCCUUUAUCACAGAAACAGUGUUUUAUGAGCUAGCUGACAGAAGCAGGCCUGUCCACAUAAAAGGAAGAAAAUCUUGUAAUGUAAAUUUUGUACGUAGAUAAUAUGUUUAUUACAAAAUAAACAACUUUUAUUUA
This is a messenger RNA of Pectinophora gossypiella (pink bollworm), 2302 nucleotides long. RefSeq lists its product as uncharacterized. The transcript has a single exon. The coding region runs from base 251 to 1600 and encodes 449 amino acids. Lineage: Eukaryota; Metazoa; Arthropoda; Insecta; Lepidoptera; Gelechiidae. The record is from RefSeq and is a predicted model, not a curated record.